Molecule: messenger RNA, 3629 nt
Organism: Bactrocera dorsalis (oriental fruit fly)
Lineage: Eukaryota; Metazoa; Arthropoda; Insecta; Diptera; Tephritidae
Exons: 2
Coding region: 378-2276 (632 amino acids)
Source: RefSeq, a predicted model, not a curated record
UAUGGUUAUCUGUAGUACUAGAAUCCAGCACAGGAAAAUUCAUCAAACUUGCCUGUAUCUGGAUCGAAUUAAGAACAUCACAUACCUUCAGUAUGAUGAUUAUAUGAUCCGAGCUUUUUGAGCUGAACUUUUAUCCGCAGCUUGAAGAUCACAAAGGCUCCAUAAAAUAGGCGCACUCAUUAUCUCAACUUUAGUACAUACUUCAACGACUUCACUGACUUCUCGCAUUUGACAGAGAAAAAUGUGUAGGAAAAAUAUUGGUAAAUAAUUUGAACUGGCGCAAAACAUCAAAAUAAUAAUAAAACAAAUAAAUAAAAUUAGAUUCAUAUAAAAGAAAAUUUGGAGUCUUUCGAAAUUAUUUUUGAUUUUUAUAAAGAAUGGAUUUUAAAAGAGAUAAUAAGCAGACUAAAGAGUCAGAAGAUGAAACUAAAGAUGAUGACGAGGACGGCGACUCAAAUAGUUCAAGGCAAGCUGAGAAUGUAACAGAAGCCGAACGCAUCAAAGAAGCUGAAAAACAAAACGACACUGAAGACGAAGAGGAUUACGGCUUACAUGUGGUCUCUAGCGUUAAGGAAUUCAAGCCGCCAACGCCCGUAGUGACACUCGAAGGUACACACACGACAGCCACAACCACCGAGUCGUUGGCGAGUGUAGAGAGCACCGAUAGAAUACACAAGCACGUUAAUUUCGAACAGGUCAUGGAAGAGCUGGGUAUGCCGACGCCAUCUACCAGCAAGGUGGUGGAUAAUGUGCGAGAAUACGUGAAACAGAUUGAAAGUCGCUUAGAAGACUAUGGAACUGGUGUUUGUUCAUCUCCACGUUAUGCGGCAACGCCACAGGCCAGCGCCGCACAAAUUAUAGACGUUCCAAGGGAAACGUUGAAGUUGGAGACCAUCAAGGGAGCAUCAGAGUUGAGUUUUACCAGCAAGCUUAGUGACGAGUUUGCGGCAUUCACAGAAGUUGAACGUAUGGCACACGACGAGGUGGAACGUAUUGUGGCCGAAAACAUUUCGCCAGCGACGAAACGUUUAACCGAAAGACCCGACUUUCAACAAGUGGAGCGCGAAAACCAAGAAAUCGCCGAACGCUUUCGACAAAUAAUGGAAAUGUUCGACAGUUUUACCAAAAAUUUGGAGAGUCUCGAAAUGCCUGGGUUACAGACAGGUGAGGAAACUGCUGAAAAUGCGACAUUGCCAUUACGUAGGCGUUUAAGCUUUAAGAGCGUACGCAGCACGGAGCGAGCUAGCGAAGCGGCUGUUAGCGCAGCAUCAGCGGGUAGUGUUUCCAACGAAUUUUAUUUGGAGGUGCACGGUGAAAGCAAAGGCGAUGUUAGCAAAGAAGCACCAGCAGUGCAAAACGAUGCGCACAAAUCCUGCAAUACAACCAGCAACAACGCCUAUCCGCAAAAAUCCGAAGCUGGCUUGGAUCCAAUGUACCGUGAUAUGGCCACCACAAUCAGUGGUUUGGAGCUACUUGAUGAGCGUAAGCCGACCGCUGCAGAUCCAUCGUUUUAUGCAGCACGCAUAUUACCCGUGCAGAGUCUCACCACUAUUGGCUGUCAGACUUCUACCGACUACUUCGCAGUGCAAAUGUCACCGAUGGAAACCAGCUCCUACAGUCGUUUACCUUCUUCCAUAGCAAGAGAUCUCUCACAAACCGACGAUGAUAUUAUCAAUGCGCUCAUAAUUGAUUCCAGAACCGAACCACCGACUAGCUCUGCUGACGCAGUCACCACUACCUACAACGACAUUACCGAGACCAGCGAGAUCAACAUAGCACAGUCAAAGAGUAAGUUUCCUAGCGCAGCCGGUCAGUCAGCGUUGGUGAAGAUACGUGAACCGCCGACUACAGUCGACUUAACACAAGAUCCGAAUGCACCACGUGUCACCUCCAUACUCACCGACAGCGCCGGUCAAGUUGGUAGCACUACCGAUGCGCCAUGUGAACGCACCUACCACACCAUACACAUUGAGGCCAACUCUUCGCCAUCCUCGAGUGUUCUGCGUCGUCCCCCGCUAUGCACGCGUCUCUGGAAUGUCAUCACUGAUUUUUGUGCCGCAGUCUGCCUAUGUCUACAGGUUAAUAAGGAUUGUCUUUUCUGUUUGGGUUUCUUUAUUGCAUUCGUUGUGAGCGCUUCAUUCUUAACGGCUUUUUUCUAUCGUACUUUGAGUAUUAAUCCACACCUAGUACAAGUGCCAGCAGGUUCACAAAGCUUUGCAAGUCAUGCUAAUGCUUUGCAUAUCAUACAAAAUGAUAACACUUUGUAUGGGCUGUGAGAAAGGGAGAAAGAGCCCAAAGCUUACCGUUGGAAAAGUAAAAUAAGAAAAGUAAAGCAUGCUUUAAAGCUUCGGCGUAAACGAAAGCUUAUUUCACUUAAGCUUUCACUUUUCGUAAUCAUGUGUAGCUGCUGUGCUCGUGUAAGCUUUGGUGUGGAUUACAAGUGUCUGUUUUAUAUUCGAGUUUAAUCUGUGUGUGCUUUGUAAAUGUAUGUAUGUAUUGUAUGUAUAAUUUUGGUAUAAGCUUUUGUGUACUUGUAGCCAUGUAUAUGUAUGUAUGUAACUAUUGUAAUCUUCUAUAUAUGCGAAUAUAAAAUCUGUCACAUUGUUGAAGUUAAGUUGGUUUGUUCUAAUUUGAGUUUUUCUUUAAGCUUUAAAGCUUUAAUUCUUAUGCAUUACACAAAUUACAAUUACAAAGCUAGAUUGCGAAUCAAAAGUUGAAGUUAAGUCGGUCAGUAUGUUUCAAAAGCUUUUGAAAGCUUUUAUGGAGUUGAGAUUUUAUGGAACACUUGCUUGAAGAUAGUUCUCACGAAGCUUUUUAUUCCCUUUCUUAUUUUUCACUCACGAGUGUAACUUUCUAAACAGUUCCGUAUUGAAUCCAUUAUUUCGCAAAGAGAAAUAUUAUUUCACAUAAAUACUACAUUGUAGCUUAACUGUAGCAUUCAUUAAUAUAUUCCCUUAUAAGUAUAUUCGAGCUACUACCGUUAGCGGCCUAUAGUAUUGCCAGUGAAGUGCUUUGCAGUUGCUUAUAGUUCCCAACGAGAGACAACCAAUUCAGAGCUGUAACUUUAAGUACCUUUCCAGCACCUAACAAUACAUGUGUGUUGUUGUUUGUGUGCGAAAGUGUUUUUGUCUCCACAACAGCACUUCAGUUGUGCUGCAAAGUGAACGUGCCACAGCUAAAAAUGAAAAGUUCUCUGAAUGGCACGCUUGCUGCCUUUGUGUGUGUUGUGUUUGAGCUCAAGUGCUCGAGUUGCUGAAAAAUCUGAAAUUAUUCGCACUUGCAACUCUGUUGCCAGCCAGUCAGCUUGCUAGCUAGCUUAUUUUCAAAAACUUUUCAUGCACGUAACACUGCUCUUUCACAUUUUUUGGGGAAGCCAAGCAACUCUUUACUUUCAUGCGCAGCUUAAUGAUGCAACAGGAUAUAGCUCUUCAGUAUAAUUGGUUGUGUUCAUUGUCACUCGGCGUAUGCUGUCCAGAGAGAUUGUGUCUGAAGUGCUUUCAAGUAGACAAAAAUGCUUUGUAUGAUUGAAAGGCAAGAACUGAGUUUUGGUUUUGUUUUCUGAAUAAAGAAAAAAUUAUGUGUACCAAUAUAGGCACUUUGUUUUGAUUAAAUGGUGGCGAAGGGUAGAA